Suillus subaureus is the source of this 3963-nucleotide messenger RNA. Its product is annotated as SNF2 family DNA-dependent ATPase. Bases 1 to 3963 code for a protein of 1320 amino acids. The record is from RefSeq and is a predicted model, not a curated record. The transcript is spliced from 9 exons. Gene Ontology annotation, molecular function: ATP binding; ATP-dependent chromatin remodeler activity. NCBI's taxonomy places the organism in Eukaryota, Fungi, Basidiomycota, Agaricomycetes, Boletales, Suillaceae.
AUGGCGACACAUGCACCAUCGGGAUCAUCGCCUAACAUUCAGAAUUUAUCGCUUGAUUCAUACAGCCAGUCGAAUCAUAUUGACCUUACCCUAGAAGACGAUGAACCCAAUUCUUCUGAGAGCGUUUUCAAUUCUGGCAUCCCGAAGCGCCCAACAACCGAUUAUCAUUCCCCUCCGCCCAGGCAGAGUAUGUUUUAUGAUCCAGUGCAUUCAACUGAACACCAGCAAUCUUAUGCUAAAUACUCUCUUCCAAAUCAACUGCCGCUCGCAUACCAUUCUCCUCCAAUGAAGCCCAGCAUAUUUUCACCACUUGACCAGUCAUCUUUUAAUUCGUCGCCCCCACCGCUUCACCCACAGUCUUCCAACUAUCGUCCCGUUUUUGCUGGUCUACCACAAGCGCCACGGAAUACGUCUACUCAACUACCAAUUACAGGCGGUGCGCGCACCUUGCCUCCUCUUGUUCCAACUCGUCAAUCUUCAUCUGCUCCGCCCUCAAAUCAUCAGGUCAUUGAUCUUACCGACUCUCCGUCACCACCUCCUAGUCCUCGGCCUCGCCAACAGCCCAUGUCUUCUGCGUUACCCGAUGACCUUCAUCCCAAAACUCCAGUUUGCAUAGGGCAGCUCACAGUCACUGCACUUGUGCUAUACCCCGUGUCUUAUCUGCAAGGCCAGGAUUCAAUUAAUGAUGUCGAGUGGGCAAAUGUCCGCUUGCAGUAUGAACACAAUCCUCAGAGGGCAGGUGCAACUGAGACGAUACAUAUCAAGACGCCUAGUAGUAAAACAUCGUCGGGCGAACUUUCUCAAGGAGAAGCUUUUGGUGUGGUCGAACAAAAGGUCGCUACAGAUCUCGGCCCCAUGCUAGGUAAGGGCUUGAUCCGCUUAGAUGCAAAGGUGCGGCGUGGUUCGCCAAACCUUCCUAUACUACCUCUCCAGAUGCUGGUUUAUACGCCGAAAGGCAAUAUCGCUGUCGUUGGCAAUUAUCUGCAAUCAUGCGGUCUGAUGCUUGACCACCCCUCUGGCCCAUAUGAUAUCUCGCGCCUCAUGAACUAUCACUAUUGUAACCCGCAUGCUCCACCACCUGGGGGGCAUCGUUCAAUGCUUCCUUCCAGAUCUGGAUAUGCUGGUCCGGGAGGAAAUAGCCCUCGUUGGAAUGCUCCCAUGGUUUCCGGCAAAACAUUAGAAGUACAACGAAGCCAAAUUGAUGAGCUUUUCAAGAGUCUAAAAAGUGGAGACGAAUUAGCAGAGACAGAACCUAGUAAUGACAUAGGAACGACGUUGUAUCCUCAUCAAAAGAAGGCGGUUACUUUUCUACUCGAACGGGAGCGAGAGAAACGCUGCGCAGAUGGUCGCUACUCGUCAUUGUGGCAACCACGGAACGAUCUCCAUACCGGACAAUUAUCUUGGUUUCAUAUCGUUACCCAGAAAGAGGUCUUUCAAGAACCUCAAGAAUCCAAAGGUGCUAUUCUCGCAGAUGAUAUGGGUCUCGGCAAGACGAUCACUUGCGUUUCCCUUAUUGCAGCAACACUUGAUUCUGCACACGCAUUUGCUGCUACGCCCUUACCGCCUCCACCCGCGCCUCCUCCGGAACGGAGUAUGCUGGAGGAUCCCUUGACUGCUGCUCAUUUCGCGGGGAGUGUGUGGGGAAUACCAGAGGUUGAUUCGCCAUCAUUUUCCACCAAGGGCAAAGGAAAGGCAGCAAAAGCCCAGGACAAGGCCGAGGCUGAAUACGCUAGAGCGUGUCGUAUCAAGGCGAAAAGUCGGGCGACGCUGAUUAUAUGCCCUCUUUCCACCGUAUCGAAUUGGGAGGAUCAGUUCCGUGAGCAUUGGCGAGGAGAAGUCACUGUGGUCGGUGGCGGUGGGAUGAGCUGUUCCGCCGCCACGUUAUCUUCCUUGCAGAAUAAUUCCCCUCCAUCUUCUCAGGCUGAAACCAAAGUAGAAACGAAGCCACCUCUUCGAAAACGCGAUGGUCGACCACUUCGUGUCUACGUAUACCAUGGAAAUUCCCGACGACCAGACGCAGCAUUCCUUGCAGACUUUGAUGCUGUCAUUACUACGUAUGCGACCUUAGCAUCGGAAUACUCAAAGCAAAAUCGGAAGAUGGCAAAUGUAGAAGCCGAAGAUGAUGACGAUGGUAGCAGUGACGGGUACGGUGGGGUCGACAUUGACGAGCGCGGUAAUCAAGUACUCAAAUUGCCGAAACCAAAACGAGCGGGAAUGAAGAGGAAAAAGUCUUGUUCGAGCUUUAGUGCGUCUGAGGCGUCUAGUGCUUUGCAGACUAUACACUGGUUUCGUGUCGUGCUUGAUGAGGCUCAUUCGAUCAAGGAAACCCAGACUGUUGGCAGUCGUGCCUCUUGCGAUUUAAUGGCAGACCGCCGAUUAUGCCUCACAGGCACACCCGUUCAGAACAAGCUUGAUGACGUGUAUGCUCUUAUCAAGUUCUUGCGCUUGGAGCCUUUUGAUGACAAGAACAUAUGGACGGAGUUCAUUGGCACUCCAGUCAAAUAUGGGCAGUCAUUGGGUGUUGCACGUCUUCAGAUGAUCAUGAAGUGCAUUACCUUGAGGCGAACAAAGGAGUCGAAGGCUUCUGAUGGCCGUCGAAUACUCCAUCUCCCUCCACGUCGCGAUGAACUCCGGUAUCUGAAAUUUGAUCCGCAUGAGCAGACCAUCUACGAUCAAUUCUUCUCGGAGUCCAAAGCCGAGUUCAACGAGCUUUCCAACAAAAAUGAAGUUAUGAAGAACUACGUUGGCAUACUCCAAAAAAUCUUGCGUCUCCGACAGAUUUGCGACCACUUCGAGCUCGUGGAGGGUAAAGGACCACUAGGAGAUAUGCAGAACAUGGACCUUACCAGUUACGAAGACAUUGCCGCUGCCAUUGGGAAGGAAGGUCUCAAUCCUACUCGUGCAGCUGCGAUCGUUGCCUUGCUACGGGAAGCAGCUACAACUCAAUGCGUUGAAUGUGGAGAAGAGCUGUGUAUGUCUUCUGAUCAGCAGGGGCAGAUGGACGUUGGUGGUGGUGCCAUGGAUAUGGAUGGUCCGUCUGCACCCAAGCGAGGAAGGAAGACGAAAGGUUCCGGUUCCCGUGCCCCUACGCGAGCUAGUAGUCCAUCAGCACCGUCACUCGUCCUCACCCGCUGUCAGCAUUUGUUUUGCCUGGGAUGCUACCGUCAGUGUGUAUGCCCAGGUUGGCCAGAUGUUCCUACCGAUGUCCGCCGUUCAUGUUCGGCUUGCCAGACUGGUCUUUUACCGCAAGAUGCAGUUCGAGUUCGACCUGAUUGCUCGCCAGUUGAUUUUGGCGUCAAGAAAAAGCCGGUCAAGCGAGAAAAACGAACCAAAGGUGUUACACUCGAGAACUUCCAUCCGUCUACCAAAGUCAAGGCCUUACUCGGGGACCUUAUGCAAUUUUCCCGGGCAAACCCGCAUUCUGUCAAUUACGACCCUGAUUCAAUUGAGGUGGAAAUGGUAGAUAAUGAAGGCAAUAAACUCGACGAUGGCAUAAUCAAGACUGUUGUCUUCUCCCAAUGGACAACAAUGCUAGAUAAGAUCGAAGAUGCGUUGGAGACAGCUGGCAUCCGCUAUGAUCGUCUAGAUGGCACAAUGAAACGUGAUGACCGUACCCGUGCCAUGGAUGCAUUGAAACAUGAUCCCGGGUGUGAAGUCCUUCUAGUCAGUUUGAAGGCCGGAGGAGUAGGCUUAAACUUGACUGCCGCCCAACGCGUGUACUUGAUGGAUCCAUAUUGGAAUCCUGCAGUCGAGAAUCAAGCAGUGGAUAGGAUUCAUCGUUUAGGGCAGACACGCCCUGUAACAACAGUCAAGCUCAUCAUCGAGAAUUCCAUCGAGGAUCGCCUUCUGGAAGUGCAGCGCAAGAAGACCGAGCUGGCCAACAUGACUUUGGGUCAGAACUUCAGCAAAGCCGACAUGCUACAACGACGCAUGGAAGAGCUGAAUCAGCUCUUCGCAGCGUAA